AUGAAGCGAACUUGCUUUGAUGGCAGUGAAAAUUCAAGUAACAAGCGCCGGAACACUGGAUCUAGUCUGGAGUUGAGAGGGGAAGAUUUUGGUCAAAGAGUUCCUCCCUUGUACCAGAUGAUUAAAAAGAUUCUUCAGGACUAUCCAAGUGGUCAGAUAUUUAAGGAAAUAAUACAAAAUGCUGAUGAUGCUCGGGCCACUGAAGUCAAAUUCUAUUUGGAUUGUCGUGUCCUACAAACCCUCCCACUCUCACUUAUAUCAGCUGCUAGUGAUAGUAGUGACUCUGAGCAGCAGCUACUGUUACAAGAAUUCACUGGAUCUGCUCUCAUUUCCUAUAACAAUGCUCCUUUCAGGAAACAAGACUGGGAGAGCAUACAGAGCUUUCAGCAGAGUGGUAAAGCCAAGAACCCACACAAAAUUGGAAAGUUUGGAGUUGGAUUUAAUUCUGUGUAUCAUAUUACUGACUUACCAGUUAUUCUGAGUCAAAACUAUUGUGGAUUCUUGGAUCCACAGGAAAGAGUAUGGAAGGGAGGAUCAGGUAGAGGGUUUAACCUAGAAAAGUUGAAAAGUUAUUGUCAAGAAGCACUGGAACCAUUUGAUGGGAUUUGUGGUUUUUCAAAGGAUAAUCCAAGCUACCAGGAUAAGACCUUGUUCAGGUUUCCAUUGCGUACCAAAGAAUCAAUGCUUUCAAGUGAUUUUUACACUAUUGAUAAGAUUCUUAGCCUGAUUCAUACUUUAAAAGAAGAAGCCCAGUAUUUAUUAGUUUUCCUUAGAUCAGUUUGCUCAAUUGAAAUUUGUAAAAUCACUGAGAGCAAUGAUACAUUAUCACUAUUUAAAGUCAGUGUGAGUGAGAGAGAUUAUCAGUCGCGAUUAUCUCAACAGAAACAAUUGAUCAGUCGUGUCGAAUCAGCAUUUACUGGUCAAUCACAGUAUAGCGUACGUGACAUUAUUAAAGAUGUAUCACGUUUUAAUAUUGAGAAAGUUGAUGGUGGUACAGUCAGUAAUUAUGACUGGCUAGUUGUUAAUCAGAUUGGUAGCAAUGAUAAUGAUGUUAUGCAAUUGGCAGAGAAGCAGCACAUUCUUCCGUGGGUUGGCACAGCUAUCAAUUUAAAGGAUCUUACAUGUAUUUCAAAUGGACGUGUUUUCUGUGUGCUGCCUCUGCCUGUUGAAGAUCUGGCACCUUUUCAUGUUCAUGUCAAUGGAACAUUUGCUAUUAGUAGUAACCGUCGCUCUUUGAAAUGGGAAGCACAAGAAAGGAAAGGAGAUGAAGAGGGAACUUGGAACAAGUAUUUAGUGGAGAAAUGUCUUCCUUCGUGUUACUUUAAGUUGGUUUCUGAGCUGAUGGAGCUACUGAUUGAUUCUAGCACAGUGUACAGUUGUUGGCCUGACAUCAAAAGAGUCACAGGUACCCCAUGGUCUGGCAUAUUGGAUCCAUAUUACAAGUUACUAGUAGGCAGUAGUAGGCUGUACAUACUUCAUCUGCAAGAGGGAGAUGGAUUAGUGUUAGCGAUGCAGUUUUUAUAA
This is a messenger RNA of Amphimedon queenslandica, 1524 nucleotides long. RefSeq names its product sacsin-like. The transcript has 3 exons. The record is from RefSeq and is a predicted model, not a curated record. Bases 1 to 1524 code for a protein of 507 amino acids. NCBI's taxonomy places the organism in Eukaryota, Metazoa, Porifera, Demospongiae, Haplosclerida, Niphatidae.